This is a messenger RNA of Rhinolophus ferrumequinum (greater horseshoe bat), 6553 nucleotides long. RefSeq lists its product as uncharacterized. Bases 29 to 5713 code for a protein of 1894 amino acids. Gene Ontology annotation, molecular function: DNA-binding transcription factor activity; RNA polymerase II cis-regulatory region sequence-specific DNA binding; actin binding. Gene Ontology annotation, biological process: regulation of transcription by RNA polymerase II. The transcript is spliced from 15 exons. Gene Ontology annotation, cellular component: cytoskeleton. NCBI's taxonomy places the organism in Eukaryota, Metazoa, Chordata, Mammalia, Chiroptera, Rhinolophidae. The record is from RefSeq and is a predicted model, not a curated record.
UGGAUGUGCAUUCGGCCGUUUCCGGCAGAUGACGCUGCCGCAUCCCUGGAGCGGCGCGUGGAGGAGAGCGGCGAUGCACCGUCGCACGCUGCUGACGGGCGGAGCCUCUAAGGAGGCCCGGAGUGUUCAGACUUGGUGUUCUCAGGACUCAGCCCUUUUUGAGGAAGAAGAGGAUAUGACCAAGUCUCUUGAAACAGUGACAUUUAAGGAUGUGGCUGUGGACCUCACCCAGGAGGAAUGGCAGCAAAUGAAACCUGCUCAGAGGAACUUGUACCGGGAUGUGAUGCUGGAGAACUAUAGCAACCUGGUCACAGUGGGCUAUCAAGUCACAAAACCAGAUGUGAUCUUCAAGUUGGAGCAGGAAGAGGAGCCAUGGGUGAUAGAGGAAGAAAUGUUUGGGACACACUGUCCAGAAGUUUGGGAAGUUGAUGAACAGAUCAAGAAGCAAAAGGGAACACUUGUGAGGAAAGUCACAUCCACUUCCAAGAAAACUCUGAUUAAGGAAAAUGUCACUGAAUGUAAAAACGUUACAAAAAUAUUUCCUCUGAGCUCAGACAUUGUUACUUCAAGACAAAGCUUCUAUGAAUGUGACUCCCUUGAUAAGGCUUUGGAACAUAAUUUAGACUUACUUAGUUAUGAGAAAGGCUAUGUAAGAGAGAAAAACUAUGAAUUUAAUAAGUAUGAGAAACCAUUUUACCAUUGCUCAUCCAGUGUUGUAACCUCCUGUAAGUGUAAUCAGUGUGGACAACACUUCAGCCAUAAACUUGACCUCAUCAGACAUGAGAGAAUACAUGCUGGAGAGAAACCUUAUAAAUGUAAGGAAUGUGGGAAAGCCUUCAGCAGGAAGGAAAAUCUUACUACACAUCAAAAAAUUCAUACCGGGGAAAAACCAUAUAAGUGUAAUGAAUGUGAAAAAGCUUUCAUUCAGAUGUCAAACCUUAUUAGACACCAGAGAAUUCAUACAGGGGAGAAACCUUAUGCAUGUAAGGAUUGUUGGAAAGCCUUUAGUCAGAAAUCAAAUCUUAUUGAACAUGGGAGAAUUCAUACUGGAGAAAAACCCUAUGAAUGUAAGGAAUGUGGAAAAUCCUUCAGCCAGAAACAAAAUCUUAUUGAGCAUGAGAAAAUACAUACUGGGGAGAAACCUUAUGCAUGUAAUGAAUGUGGUAGAGCUUUUUCUCGAAUGUCAUCAGUUACUUUACACAUGAGAAGUCACACAGGGGAAAAGCCCUAUAAAUGUAAUAAAUGUGGAAAAGCCUUCUCUCAAUGCUCAGUAUUUAUUAUACAUAUGAGAAGUCAUACAGGUGAGAAACCCUAUGUAUGUAGUGAAUGUGGGAAAGAAUUCUCUCAAAGUUCUUCCCUUACUGUACAUAUGAGAAAUCAUACAGCUGAGAAACCAUAUGAAUGUAAUGAAUGUGGAAAAGCCUUUAGCCGGAAAGAAAAUCUCAUUACACAUCAGAAAAUUCAUACUGGAGAGAAACCAUAUGAAUGUAAUGAAUGUGGGAAAGCUUUUAUUCAGAUGUCUAACCUCAUUCGACACCAGAGAAUCCAUACUGGUGAGAAACCCUAUGCAUGUACAGUAUGUGGGAAAGCCUUCAGUCAGAAAUCAAAUCUCACUGAACAUGAGAAAAUUCAUACUGGAGAGAAACCCUAUCAUUGUAAUCAGUGUGGAAAAGCUUUCAGUCAGAGACAAAAUCUUCUUGAGCAUGAAAAGAUUCAUACUGGAGAAAAACCAUUUAAAUGUAAUGAAUGUGAUAAAGCCUUUUCUCGAAUUUCAUCCCUUACUCUUCAUGUGAGAAGUCAUACAGGGGAGAAACCCUAUGAAUGUAAUAAAUGUGGAAAAGCUUUCUCUCAAUGCUCAUUACUUAUUAUACACAUGAGAAGUCAUACUGGUGAGAAACCUUUUGAAUGUAAUGAAUGUGGAAAAGCAUUCUCUCAAAGAGCAUCCCUUUCUAUACAUAAGAGAGGUCAUACAGGUGAGAAACGCCGAGUGCAGCUCCAAACAUGGCAUGAGCAGCAGCCAGUCCUGGCCUAUAACAACUCCCAACUAAGCGACAACAAGCCAGGCACAAGUGGCAGCUGGCCUCAGCUUGCAUUGCAAUGCCCACCAAAGGGCACCAAGCCCACAGAAGUGGCAGCUGGCCUUGGAGCUCAGACUGCAACUCCCCCUUUCCGCUCCCAGGGCAGGGUCCUCACGGUCCAUGCUGGCCGCUUGGGGCCCCCACGGCUCAGACAGCUCCCAGACUGGCCGGCCGACCACCAUGGUGGCCCUGAGGCCUAUGCAGCUUAUCCAGGGAGGCUAACAGUCCCAAAGCUCUGGCAUCGGGAUGCGAGGGUCCCAGGCCUAAGCCCCCCACCAUGGCUGGGCCAUCGCUUCCCGCAUGAGCUUCAGCUCACUCAAGAGGAAGCAGGCCAAGAUGUUCACCAUUACACAAUCAAGGACACCGUGGCCUGGCUCAAAAUGGACAAGAAGGUGCUGGAUCGUGAUGUUUCAAAGGAAGAGCCAGUCACCUUUCACUUCCUCGCCAAAUUUUAUCCUGAGAAUGCCGAGCAGGAGCUGAUUGAGGAGAUCACACAACAUUUAUUCUUCUGGCAGGUAAAGAAGAUUUUAGAUGAAAAGAUCUGCUGCCCUCCCGAGGCUUCUGUGCUCCUGGCUUCUUACGCCGUCCAGGCUAAGUACGAUGACUACGACCUGUCUGUUCACAAGCAGGGAUUUUGGGCCCAAGAGGAAUUGCUUCCCAAAAGGGUAAUAAAUCUGUAUCAAAUGACUCCAGAAAUGUGGGAGGAGAGGAUUACAACCUGGUACGCAGAACACCGAGGCCGAGCCAGGGAUGAAACUGAAAUGGAAUAUUUGAAGGUAGCUCAGGACCUGGAGAUGUAUGGCGUGAACUACUUUGCAAUCCAGAAUAAAAAGGGCACAGAGCUGCUUGGAGUGGAUGCUCUGGGGCUUCACAUCUAUGACCCUGAGAACAGGCUGACCCCCAAGAUCUCCUUCCCGUGGAAUGAAAUCCGAAACAUCUCAUACACACUCAUGCGGUCUGAGGAGACGGCUGACCUGUUGGUGGAAAAGGCCCAAAUCACUGAGGAGGAGCCAAAACUCAUGGCACAGACGGCCGCAGAGACUGAACAGGAAAUGCAAUGCAUCAAGGCCACGGCCAUUCGGACGGAGGAAGAGAAACGCCUGAUGGAACAGAAGGUGCUAGAAGCUGAGGUGCUGGCACUGAAGAUGGCUGAGGAGUCAGAGAGGAGGGCCGAGGAGGCUGAUCAGCUGAAGCAGGACGUGUACAAAGCUCGCGAAGAGCCAAGCAAAAGUCCUGGAAUCACCCCCAAGCCCACAUACCCAUCCGUGAACCCAAUUCCAGCAUCUUUGCCUCCUGACAUACCAAACUUCAACCUCAUUGGCGACAGCCUGUCGUUCGACUUCAAGGAUACUGACAUGAAGCGGCUUUCCGUGGAGAUAGAGAAAGAGAAAGUGGAGAAGAGGAAGCAUCUGCAGGAGCAGCUCAAUAAACUCAAGACUGAGAUUGAGGCCCUGAAACUGAAAGAGAGGGAGACGGCCUUGGAUAUUCUGCAUAACGAGAACUCCGACGGGAUCUUAGAGGUCUCUGCGCAUCUCCCAGUAUGGGGCGAGGACUGUUGCAGACGGGUUAGCUUUGGGUACUCGGGACAUCCUGGGAGAGGACCGCCCUGCCCUUUCCCCAGCUGUGGGCUACAUACCUCAGAGGCCUCCACGGUCUACAACCUGUUCUUACCCCUCAGCAGCCACCUGUUGCUCCCUGGACCUGUCGCCUCGCCCAGGUCUUCGGAGGAUGCUCAGGCGCGCUGGCGACCAGCACUGACUUUCGUUGAAGGCCGGCAACACGACGCGCCUGGACGGAGUAGACUGUCGUUCGGAGGGAGUUCGGACGCAAAGGGUCAGCGCGUCCCGGGCGGCGGAGCUCACUGGUUUGGGGUGGAUUCGAUCAGAGUGGAGUGCGACGACCCGGGAGAAGUGGACGAAUCCAGAAGAGGAGGAGAGAAGAGCCACAGUGCAUCAAAAGUCAUGGCGGAGGGCUUGAAGUUCAAAGAUGUAGCCAUUUAUUUCUCCCAGAAUGAGUGGGAAUGCUUACAUUCUGCUCAGAAGGAUUUGUACCGAGAUAUAAUGUUGGAGAAUUAUAACAACCUGAUCUCACUGGGACUUUCUGAGUCUAAGCCAGAUGUGAUCUCCUUAUUAGAGCAAAGGAAGGAGCCUUGGAUGGUUGAAAGGAAGGAGACAAAAGAAUGGUUCCCAGAUUGGGAGUCCAGAAGAGAAACCAAGAAUUUAUCUCUGAAGGAGGACAGUUAUGAAAUGAAAGCAUUGCAACUGGAGAUAACAAGAAGAUCUAUAAUCUCUAACCUUGAGUGCCCUAGGGUCAGUGAUAAUAGUGCAGUCAAAUGCUACUUGGAGAGACAACAGGAUGGACAUUUCAGACCAGCUGCAAUAACCUCUGAAGAAAGGUCCCCUUCCAUUCCAUGCAUAGUUCAUAGAGUACCUCAGAUAAUUCAUACUGGAGCGAAAUCAUGUGACUGCAAGGAAUGUGAAGAAGCUUUGAGGUACCAGUCACACCAUAUUCAACACGAAAGAAGUCAUAAUAAAGAAGAAGACUCUAAAUGUGGAGAAUGUGGGACAGUCUUUAAUAGUAGGUCAGACUUGAUCAAGCAUCAGAGAAUUCAUGAAAGCAAGACAAAAAAUGAAAAUAAGAAAUGUGCCUUUACUUGUGACACUGAAACUACUAAACCUCAGAGCAUUAAUACCGGUGAGAAACCCCAAAAAUGUAAGGAAUGCGGGAAAACCUUUCAUUCUAGCUCACAACUCAAUAAACAUCAAAGGACUCAUAUUGGUGAGAAACCCUAUAAAUGUAAGGAGUGUGAGAAGGCCUUUCCAUCUACCUCACAACUCAACUUGCAUCAGAGAAUUCAUACAGAUGAGAAAUACUAUGAAUGUAAAGAAUGUGGCAAAGCUUUCACCCGUCCCUCACACCUUUUUCGACAUCAGAGAAUCCAUACUGGUGAGAAGCCCCAUAAAUGUAAGGAAUGUGGUAAAGCUUUUCGUUAUGACACCCAACUUAGUCUUCAUCAAAUAAUUCAUACUGGUGAAAGACGCUAUGAAUGUAAGGAAUGUGGGAAGGCAUAUAGCUGUGCCUCACAACUGAGUCUACAUCAAAGAAUUCAUACUGGUGAGAAACCUCAUAAAUGUGAGGAAUGUGGGAAAGCUUUUAUCUCUGAUUCACAUCUUAUUCGGCAUCAGAGUGUUCAUACUGGUGAGAAACCGUAUAAAUGUAAGGAAUGUGGGAAGGCCUUUCGUCGUGGCUCAGAACUUACUCGACAUCAGAGAGCUCACACUGGUGAGAAACCCUAUAAAUGUAGGGAAUGUGGAAUGGCCUUUACUUGUAGCACAGAACUUAUUCGACAUCAAAAAAUUCACACUGGUGAGCGACCCCAUAAAUGUAAGGAGUGUGAGAAAGCUUUUAUUCGAAGGUCAGAGCUUACUCAUCAUGAGAGAAGUCAUAGUGGUGAAAAACCCUAUGAGUGUAAAGAAUGUGGGAAGGCCUUUGGUCGAGGAUCAGAACUUAGUCGACACCAGAAAAUUCACACUGGUGAGAAACCCUAUGAAUGUAAGCAAUGUGGGAAGGCCUUUAUUCGUGGCUCACACCUUAGUCAACAUCAAAGAAUUCAUACAGUACAGAGGAGUGAAUGAAGACAUGGGAAGGCUCAGAAUUUAAUUGUCAUCUGAAAUUCAUACUAGUGAAAUAGAAACAAAACAACCUGUGAUUAUAAGAAAUGUGGGAAAGCAUUUGAGGAUAACAACUUAAGCAAUAUCAGAGUUCAUAGUGUGGAUAUAAAGUAUUUCAGAGCCAGAAUUUAUUCGUCAUUUGUAGUUGAUGAGAAACCUUAUAAAUUGUUGAGGAUUGGGCGAAUUUAUGUGUUUUCAGAAUUCAUUUGACAUCAGAGUUCAGUUGGUGAAAAGUGAAAAACUCCAUGAGUGUAAGGAAAGUGGGAAGGCUUAGGGCGGCAGUGAAUAUGUUAGAGACAUUACUCCUCCAAACCUUUCUCAACAUCAGAGUCAUUAGCCCUUAGGGAAAUCAGAGGAUUCAUAAUAUUAGUGUCAUAUGUAUGGGACACCCAUUUGCUUUAGCUAACAAACUAUUCAUCUGAUAAUUCAUACUUGAGGAAGGCUACAUUAAAGUUAAAAUUACACCGAAUUCUUCUUUCCUGCUCAAAUCUUAAUAUUUGCAAGCUCAUUCUCUGAAAUUAACCUUAACUGAAUCAGAGUGGGAAAGGAUUUAACCAAUAUUUAGUCUUUAUUUGCCUUCACCACUAUAAACUCAUUUCUUAUAGAGCAAAUUACUUAACUAUGUCUUAAUUUUUCUCAUUUAUAAAUUGUAAUGUUAGCACCAUAUUUCUUAGUAGCAUUGUGAAGAUUAAAUACAGCGAUACCUCAGUUUUCAAACAUCUCCGUUGACAAACAUUUCGGUUUACGAACGCCAUAAACUCAGAAGUAAAUGCUUCGGUUUUCAAAAACACCUCGGAAGUCUAA